AUGGGCGAUAAUAUGGAAUAUGAUGCACCGGGAGGGACAUUGCAUGAGGAUCCGUUUGCUGAUGGAUCGGGAAUCGAUUCGACAGACGAUCAAGCCGUUUCGGUGAUCACAAAAGAAGUCCUCCUCACUUUAGCCAACACAACGACACAAUUUUUCAGUAAUCUUACAACAACUGAAGCUUCUUUGAUUCCCCAAGAAUUUGCAAUGAACCCAUGGAGAGUGGGAUUUUUGGUGGCAAAGGCGGUGGCUGUUCUUUUGCUUUUCACUCUUGUCCUCGCCUCAAGAAGGGAUUUUAUAAAAACUUUCGGCUGUGUCCUUUUACUUCCUCUAUUGGCUGAUGUCGGUUUUGAUAUCUAUCUUGAAAUCGCUGCAAACAUUCACAAAAUGAUUGGAGUAUUCCCAUCGGAUUUCUCGUAUUAUUGGGGACCGGCUGUGAGUGAACCACUCUAUCACACACAAAGCAAAGAAAUCUCAAUCUUUUCCCAUCUUAUCGUUCACUACACUGGAUACAGAAUGUUCACUGAACUCCCAUGGACAUCAAUUGUUCUGUUUCUAAUCGAGAAUUUCAUCUUUUGGUCUCUUCUCACUUCAACAAUUCUACUAUUUCAUUUUGCGAGAAAGGCCAUUUCUCGACCUGAAGAUAUCAAAUAUACGCCGACUUUCUGGCCGUUCAUCCAAUCCCAAUCAAUCCCUUUCCUCCUCGUUGCCCUGACUGCUGUCUUCACUUUAUCCGAUCUUCCCUCAUGGAUUUUCCUCGCCGUCUCAAUUGUCAUUCGUUUCUUCGCUGUCGGAUUAGCUCUAAUCAUUGUCUAUCAAUUCUUUACGUCAUUCUUCUACUAUUGCCAACGACGAGAUGACUAUGUCAUCGCUUCACCACAUUCUUUGAUUCGCUACGCUCGUUCACGACUGUUUUGGAUUCAAAUCUUUGCUCUCUUUGCCCAUUCGAUGAGUGCACCGUUUGUUGGUUGGAGCGCGAUUUCACUGGCCGAAGAGGCGAUCGCCGUUUUCAGUACGUACAAAAUCGAUUCAAAUCUCAUUUUGUGGAUACACAGACUGUUCACAAUGCAUCUCCAUCUCUUAACCCUCCGCCCGUUGAUCCUUUCAAUCAUUUGCAUUGUGAUCAUCUUCGUGAUCGCAGCCGCUUUUUCCUAUGCCGAUUUCUCAAUGUGGCAUGACCAUCGUGGCUUCAUGCCCUAUGGUGUUUCUGGGAUUCUCUCUGGAGCGGGCUCUUGUUUUUUCGCCUUUAUCGGAUUCGAUGGACUGGCAACAGCUGGAGAAGAGGCAAAAAAACCGGGCCGGGCCAUCCCCCUGGCCACUUUCUAUUGUAUGGCCAUUGUCACCGUUGCCUACAUUCUGAUGUCCGGAUCGUUGGCACUAAUGGUUCCAUAUGAUAAAGUAGAUAUCACAGCAGCUUAUGCAAGCGCAUUUCAAUCACAUGGAGCCACCAUUGCUCGUUAUGCCGUUUCACUAGGAGCCAUUUGUGGAAUGACAACUACUCUCUUCGGAGCCACGUUCUGUUUACCCCGUUGUGUCUACGCGAUGGCUCAAGACGGACUCAUUUUCAAGUGGCUCUCGAAUGUGCACGCGAGGACACAGGUGCCAGUGAAUGCAAUCAUUGUCUUCGGCACUCUCACCGGGAUUAUGGCUUUUCUCGUUGAUGUGGCAACACUCGUCGAUUUUCUGUCUUUAGGUACCCUAAUGGCUUAUUCAAUCGUUGCGGCAAGUCUAAUCGUGUUGAGAUAUCGACGUGAGCCAGAGGAGGAUAAAAAUGAAACUAAAGCUUUUCGUUUUCGUUUCCUUGGCUCUUCAAACCUCUCAAAGAUUUCCGUGCAAACUGGUGUCAAUAUCGCGCUUGCCAUUAUGGUGACUGGAUUUGUUGUCAUAAGUAUUUGCUUUACUACAAAUCUCCGUGAGCAUUUCAUCGCUCGUCCACUCGUUGCCUUGAGUGCUUUCAUGAGCGGUAAAGCUUUCCUUUGGAUUUCAGCCUAUCGACAAAAUGAGGCUGAAGUUGCAUUUAAAGUUCGUUUCGUCCCUUUUAUCCCAUCUCUCUCCCUCUUUAUGAACAUCCUCAUGAUGAUCAAUCUUCCAAUUUUGGCUUGGUUUCGAUUUGCGGUUUGGAUGACGAUUGGAAUGCUAAUUUAUCUCUUUUAUGGAAUGAAGCACAGUGUUGAGGAGAAUUCGGCAACGAUAGUCGACUCAAUACAAAUGACUCCAACGACAAAAGAGAGCACU
Messenger RNA from Mesorhabditis belari, 2232 nucleotides. NCBI's taxonomy places the organism in Eukaryota, Metazoa, Nematoda, Chromadorea, Rhabditida, Rhabditidae. The record is from the annotation of a GenBank genome assembly.